Molecule: messenger RNA, 1651 nt
Organism: Gasterosteus aculeatus aculeatus (three-spined stickleback)
Lineage: Eukaryota; Metazoa; Chordata; Actinopteri; Perciformes; Gasterosteidae
Gene: gja2
Product: gap junction protein, alpha 2
Biological process (GO): cell-cell signaling
Cellular component (GO): connexin complex
Molecular function (GO): gap junction channel activity
Source: RefSeq, a predicted model, not a curated record
AUGUAAGACCAACGUGCAUCCUCACUGGACUCCCCAGCUGCCACUCCGUUGAAUGGCUUUACCUCCUGAGCAAAAGGGUCUUAUACGUUCCUGCGAGUGGGGAUGUUUUCGUCUGUGGCGGCACGGAGGCCGCAGUGGUUCAGUUGUGGCGGCCUGUGUUGAACACGGCGGGCGUUUGAUCAGCUCGGAGUCGGAGUGAGGCAGGCGGGAUCGCAGAAGCUCCGGUGAAAAGUUUAUCUCGGUCAAGCAGUUUCUUCAGGAGAAACAUGGCCUCUCUGUGAACCGAAGAGGCGGAGUGGAUCUGCGCUGCUGUAGGAGAUGAACGUCAUAAGGCGUCACUCCUGAGUCUUACUUGCGAGCCAUAAUGGGGGACUGGAAUUCGCUGGGGAAGCUGCUGGAGAGCGCCCAGGAGCACUCAACCGUUGUGGGCAAAGUUUGGCUGACAGUCUUGUUCAUUUUCCGCAUCCUGGUGCUGGGAUCCGCCGCUGAGAAGGUUUGGGGCGACGAGCAGUCGGGCUUCACCUGCGACACCAAGCAGCCCGGUUGUCAGAACGUCUGCUACGACAAGACCUUCCCCAUUUCCCAUAUCCGCUUCUGGGUGUUGCAGAUCAUCUUUGUCUCCACGCCAACGCUCAUUUAUCUGGGCCACAUCCUUCACCUGGUCCGCAUGGAGGAAAAGGAGGUGCAGAAAGAAAAGGACCUCGCCACCGACGAGGAAAUGCACGAGCAGUUACACGCGACCAAAGCCAAGAAGGCCUCGGUCAAAGACAAACAGGGCCACGUGCGCUUAAAAGGGGCACUUUUGCGAACCUACGUCUUCAACGUCAUUUUUAAGACCCUGUUUGAGGUGGCUUUUAUCGUCGCCCAGUACUUCCUGUACGGUUUUGAGCUAAAGCCCAUGUACACCUGCGACCGCUGGCCUUGCCCUAACAUGGUGAACUGCUACAUCUCUCGACCCACCGAGAAGACCAUAUUCAUCCUGUUCAUGCUGGCCGUGGCCUGCGUCUCCUUGCUGCUCAACCUGGUGGAAAUGUACCAUCUAGGCUUCACAAAGUGCCACCAGGGCCUCAGUUACAGACGGGCGCGGGCUGCUCGCGAGGCUCCGAAGGCCUUAAACGAGGCUGUCGUGCCGUACGUCACCGACUACAGCUUCUUUUCGGGUCACGCCGCGGUGCCUAGUCCUUUCCCCGUGGACUCAAAGUACAGCGCGGCAGCGCCCAACGCCGCCUACAGCCCCUACAACAGCAAAGCGGUUCACAAGCAGAACAGAGACAACAUGGCCGUGGAGAGAAAAGGCAAACCAGAGGGAGACGAGGCGAAGGAGAGCAAAAUCUCAGGCCCCGUUUCUGAGUUGCCCGGCGAACAUCAGCGCAGAAACAGUCAGUCAAGCAAACACAGCAACAACAAGAGCAGGCUGGAUGACCUGAAGAUCUAGUGACACUGUUUUUUCAUUUGCGAAGGAGUAUUGAAGACUUUUACUGCCAAUACUAUUAAGUGGAUACAAGAUUUGACAGCUUUGAAAAUGCACAACAUGCGAGGUGCCAUUAGAAACAGGACGAAGGCUUCGUGAUCCGAUUUUUUCAGAAGGAAACCUGAGGGAUUGAGUAAAACUGUGUGAUGCACGGUCAAAGUUUGCAGUAAAAAGCUGCUG